CUGAGUCUGCUCGAAGGCCCCUGCAGGAUGAAGGCUCUCUCCCUCCUCCUUCUCCCUGUCCUGGGGAUGCUGGUGUGUGGCAGGCUGCUGUGUCCUGUGGAUGAAGCUAUUGAUAAGAAAAUCCAGGAUGUCACCAGCUCCCUAAUUCUUGAGACGAUGAAAAACAUUGAUCUGUACUGUCGGAGUGUCACCUCCAGGGGCGACCUGGUCACCUGCCCCACAGGCUUCGUUGUCACUGGCUGCACGUGUGGCUCUGCCUGUGGCUCGUGGGAUGUGCGCGCAGAGAGAACCUGCCACUGCCAGUGCGCGGGCAUAGACUGGACGGGAGCACGUUGCUGUCGUAUGCUGGCCAGCGGCUGAAGUCACGUGGCAUGGGGGCGUGGCCAGGCCUCGGAGGGGCGAGUCUAGGCUUCGGAGGGCGGGGCUGGAAAUAAACA
Molecule: messenger RNA, 437 nt
Organism: Pteropus alecto (black flying fox)
Lineage: Eukaryota; Metazoa; Chordata; Mammalia; Chiroptera; Pteropodidae
Gene: RETN
Product: resistin
Exons: 4
Coding region: 28-360 (110 amino acids)
Cellular component (GO): extracellular region
Molecular function (GO): hormone activity
Source: RefSeq, a predicted model, not a curated record